Messenger RNA from Suillus clintonianus, 1416 nucleotides. RefSeq names its product major facilitator superfamily domain-containing protein. Gene Ontology annotation, molecular function: transmembrane transporter activity. Lineage: Eukaryota; Fungi; Basidiomycota; Agaricomycetes; Boletales; Suillaceae. Gene Ontology annotation, biological process: transmembrane transport. The transcript has 14 exons. Bases 1 to 1416 code for a protein of 471 amino acids. The record is from RefSeq and is a predicted model, not a curated record. Gene Ontology annotation, cellular component: fungal-type vacuole membrane.
AUGGCAUCCGAAGCUGAGCAUCGAACGUUUCAUACAGAAAAGGCCACCCUCCAAGCGGACAAAGAGUUCUCAGAUAUAUCAGAAGGAUUCCAAGUCGCCAAGGAUCGGGACGACCCUCCCUCACCUCUACAUGAGUUUCCAGAAGGUGGUCUGGAAGCUUGGGCCACUGCUUUUGGAGCGUUUCUUGUAAUGUUUUGUGGGGGUGGUUAUACCGCUUCAUUUGGUGUCUAUCAAGACUUCUAUACCCAACAUUACCUCACAAAUGAGACCUCGUCUGCUAUAUCAUGGAUCGGGAGCUUGAACGCGUUUUUAAUCGCUGCUGUGGGCCUCGUGUCAGGUUCACUAUACGACCGAGGAUAUUUUCACCAUCUCAUGAUUGCCGGAUCGGUUCUGCAGAGUUUUUCUCUAUUCAUGUUGUCUUUGUCGAAACCCGAUCAGUACUACCAGAUAUUCCUCUCGCAAGGCUUAGGCUUGGGUAUCGCGUCUGGGCUCAUUUACAUCCCUAGUAUAACUAUCAUCUCACAUUAUUUCCGACGGAGGCGCACGCUGGUUAUGGCGUUCGUCGCUUCGGGCUCAUCACUGGGUGCUAUUGUCCAUCCGAUCAUGCUCAAUAACCUCCUCAAUGGUCCUGUUGGGUUCGCCAAUGGCGUCCGUGCAAGCGCAGGGUUAGUCAGUGUGUUUCUCGUAAUUGCAUGUCUGUGCAUGCGCACUCGCCUUCAUCCGCCGGCGAAACCGGUGAACUAUAUUGUGGCGGCUAGAAAAUGUAUUCGCGAUGUACCGUUUGUUCUCAUGGUAGCAGGGGGCUUUCUUUUCCAGCUCGGCUUCUACUACCCAUUAUUCUUCUUUCAACUCGACUCUGUCAAGCACGGUGUCAGCGUUACCUUUUCGUUCUACUCUCUGGUGAUUUUAAAUGCGUCCAAUUGUGUCGGGCGAGUCACGGCGGGGUUCAUUGCGGGGUACACGGGGGUCCCAAACUUGAUCAUAAUCACGUCAAUUUCGUGCGGUGUGCUCAUUUUGGGCAUGAUUGGGUUGAGUAGCUUAGCCAGCGUUAUUGUGCUUGGCGUGCUUUAUGGCUAUUUUUCAGGGUUGAAUAUCGCGAUCUCGGCUCCCCUCAUGGUCAUCUUAACGCCCAACCUCUCCGAGCUUGGGGCACGGGUUGGCAUCUGUUUCUUCAUUCUUUCAUUUGGAAGUUUGAUUGGAACACCCAUAUCCGGCGCUCUGCUAACAACCAAUUAUAUCUGGUGGAAACCGGCUGUGUUCUCUGGGAUCGUUUCACUGGCUGGUGGCAUGGUACUUAUCAUCAUGCGACAUAUGCUUCUCAGAAGGCAGAUCAAGGACAAGCGUACUAUUACUCAAGUUGACAUAAUAAUGUUAGACGACCUGGCUAGUGCUGUGGGCAAAACUGCUUUGAAGUAG